Mauremys mutica (yellowpond turtle) is the source of this 7070-nucleotide messenger RNA. It is a transcript of the gene CTNND2, whose product is annotated as catenin delta 2. The transcript is spliced from 23 exons. Lineage: Eukaryota; Metazoa; Chordata; Testudines; Geoemydidae. Gene Ontology annotation, biological process: cell-cell junction assembly; dendritic spine morphogenesis; cell-cell adhesion. Gene Ontology annotation, cellular component: postsynaptic density; cytoplasm; nucleus. The coding region runs from base 352 to 4068 and encodes 1238 amino acids. The record is from RefSeq and is a predicted model, not a curated record. Gene Ontology annotation, molecular function: cadherin binding.
CUGUGACUGUAUCGUCUCCAGCCACAGCCGGCGGCGGAUGUGCCAAGCAGCAGCCGCUGCACCGGAGCGCCGCUGCUGAGCCUGGCAGAGCCGCGGAGGAGGGGGGAGGACACCCCACAGACUGAUCCAGAGACUUUGCCUCUCUAGCACAGGCGGUGGAUGUGGAGCCAGCCGCUCCCCUCGCAGCCGCCGCCGCCGCCACCAGGCAGUUGUCCCACGGCAGCACCACAACACAAAGCGAAGGAUGCUGCAGCUGGGCAAGGUCAGGACCUUGCAUUGAAGCCCGGGGGCGCCGCACACACCUUCCCCCCUUCCCCACCGGAUUGAGGAUUUGCCUUUUAUUUGCUGUGUAUGCCUGGGAAAAAGCAGGCAGGGUCGACGCCGUUCGGAGCUAUGCCUGUGCCAGACCAGCCGUCAUCUUCUGACAAGACAAGUUCCCUUAGCCCUGUGCUGAAUACAUCCAAUGGGGACGGUUCUGAAACAGAGACAACCUCUGCUAUUCUAGCUUCAGUUAAGGAACAGGAGCUGCAGUUUGAGAGACUGACUCGAGAACUUGAGGCUGAACGCCAGAUUGUAGCCAGCCAACUGGAGAGAUGUAAGCUUGGAUCAGAGACUGGAAGCAUGAGCAGCAUUAGUUCAACAGAAGAGCAGUUUCAUUGGCAAACGCAAGAUGGUCAGAAGGAUAUAGAGGAUGAGCUCACAACUGGUCUUGAGCUGGUGGACUCCUGUAUUAGAUCACUGCAGGAGUCAGGAAUACUUGAUCCACAGGAUUACUCAACUAGUGAAAGGCCCAGCCUUCUAUCCCAGAGUGCACUUCAGCUCAAUUCCAAACCUGAAGGGUCUUUCCAGUAUUCAGCGAGCUACCAUAGCAACCAGACCCUUGCCCUGGGUGAAACAGCAACAUCACAGCUCCCAGCCCGCAGCAGUCAAGCCAGAGCUGCCAUUCAGAGCUACAGCCAGGGCACAACUAGUCGAGCAGCCCAUUUAGCUGGCUCCGAACCUUCUCAGUCAAGAGAGUCCUUUGUGCCAAGCCAUGGGAGCGCGUUCCAUUUGCCUGAUUCCCAGCAUUCUUCAACACUUUAUUACUCCAGCUCCACUCUGCCAGCCCAGCGAGUGAGCUCCCCGCUGUCCAUGCAGCAGGUGGGCUCUCCAACCAAGCUCCAGCGGGUGGGUUCAGCAUCGGAGAGCGCUGGAUACAGCACCACGCAGCGGGUCUCUUCUCCCAAGCAGUCUCCAAGCCGGCUAGCCAAGUCUUACAGCACCAGCUCACCAAUCAAUAUUGUUGUGUCUUCAGCAGGACUUUCUCCUUCCCCAAUUCGUGUGACGUCUCCACCCACCAUCCAGUCUAAUAUUUCCUCCUCUCCUAUACAUCAGCUAAGCUCCACCAUUGGCACUUAUGCUACUCUGUCUCCUACCAAACGUCUGGUCCACACAUCAGAUCAGUACAGCAAGCAUUCCCAGGAACUGUAUGCCACUGCUACCCUGCAGAGACCUGGCACCCUAGCAGCUGGGUCUCGGGCAUCUUACAGCAGCCAGCACAGCCACCUUGGCUCCGAAUUAAGGGCGCUGCAGUCUCCAGAGCACCAUAUAGAUCCCAUUUACGAAGAUAGAGUGUAUCAGAAGCCCCCUAUGAGGAGUCUCAGCCAGAGUCAGGGGGACCCUCUGCAACCAGCACAUACAGGCACUUAUCGCACUAGCACGGCCCCAUCUUCCCCUGGUGUCGACUCCGUACCCUUACAGCGCACAGGCAGUCAGCACGGCACACAGAACGCAACAUCGACCUUCCAGAGGGCCAGCUAUGCUGCAGGCCCAGCCUCCAAUUACGCAGACCCCUACCGACAGCUGCAGUAUUGUCCUUCUGUUGAAUCACCAUACAGCAAAUCUGGGCCAGCCAUCCCACCAGAAGGGACCUUGGCUAGGUCACCUUCCAUUGAUAGCAUUCAGAAAGAUCCCAGAGAGUUUGGAUGGAGAGAUCCAGAACUUCCUGAAGUUAUACAGAUGCUGCAGCAUCAGUUCCCUUCAGUACAGUCCAAUGCUGCAGCCUACUUGCAGCAUCUCUGUUUUGGAGACAAUAAAAUAAAAGCAGAGAUAAGAAGACAAGGAGGAAUACAGUUACUGGUGGACCUGUUGGAUCAUCGAAUGACAGAAGUCCACCGUAGUGCCUGUGGAGCUUUGAGAAACUUGGUGUAUGGGAAAGCAAAUGAUGACAACAAAAUUGCUCUGAAAAACUGUGGUGGUAUCCCAGCAUUAGUACGGUUGCUCCGCAAGACUACAGAUUUGGAAAUCAGAGAACUGGUCACAGGAGUUCUCUGGAAUCUAUCCUCGUGUGAUGCACUGAAAAUGCCAAUCAUCCAGGAUGCCCUUGCAGUGUUGACUAAUGCAGUGAUCAUCCCUCACUCGGGAUGGGACAACUCGCCCCUCCAGGAUGAUCACAAAAUACAGCUCCAUUCAUCACAGGUGCUGCGCAAUGCCACUGGGUGCCUAAGGACUCUUGGAGGGAGGGAAAUUGAGAAGAUUUCUAGAAGCCAAGAGAACUCAAGACUUCUUGGGAAUGUCAGCUCUGCUGGAGAGGAGGCCCGCAGAAGAAUGAGGGAGUGUGAUGGACUUACUGAUGCAUUGCUGUAUGUGAUUCAGUCUGCUCUUGGGAGCAGUGAAAUUGAUAGCAAGACCGUUGAAAACUGUGUAUGCAUUUUGAGGAACCUCUCAUACAGACUCGCUGCAGAAACAUCUCAGGGACAGCAGAUGGGAACAGACGAACUCGAUGGGUUACUGUGUGGUGAUGCUAAUGGCAAAGAUGCAGAGAGUUCAGGUUGUUGGGGCAAGAAGAAGAAGAAAAAGAAAUCCCAAGAUCAGUGGGAUGGAGUAGGACCUCUCCCAGACUGUGCAGAACCACCAAAAGGAAUCCAGAUGCUGUGGCACCCUUCAAUAGUCAAACCCUACCUCACGCUUCUCUCUGAGUGCUCAAAUCCAGACACACUGGAAGGAGCAGCAGGUGCACUGCAGAACUUGGCUGCAGGAAGCUGGAAGUGGUCAGUGUAUAUCCGUGCUGCCGUCCGCAAAGAAAAAGGCUUGCCGAUCCUGGUGGAGCUACUUCGAAUAGACAAUGACCGGGUGGUAUGUGCAGUUGCUACAGCUUUACGAAACAUGGCCUUAGAUGUCAGAAAUAAGGAGCUAAUAGGCAAGUAUGCCAUGCGGGAUCUGGUCCACCGACUUCCAGGAGGUAACAACAGCAACAGCUCAGCAAGCAAGGCCAUGUCGGAUGACACCGUUACUGCCAUUUGCUGCACUCUGCAUGAAGUUAUCACUAAAAACAUGGAGAAUGCCAAGGCCUUACGGGAUGCAGGAGGCAUUGAGAAGCUGGUUGGCAUUUCCAAGAGUAAAGGAGACAAGCACUCACCAAAAGUGGUGAAAGCAGCAUCUCAGGUCCUAAAUAGCAUGUGGCAGUACAGAGACCUGAGAAGUCUCUACAAGAAGGAUGGAUGGUCACAGUAUCACUUUGUAGCCUCAUCUUCAACAAUAGAGCGGGAUCGGCAAAGACCAUACUCUUCAUCACGCACGCCCUCCAUCUCACCAGUGCGCAUGUCUCCUAAUAAUCGCUCAGCAAGUGCCCCAGCCUCACCUCGGGAAAUGAUCAGCCUAAAAGAAAGGAAAACAGACUACGAAUCAACUGGAACAAAUGCCGCUUACCAUGGUAAUAAAGGAGAACACACUUCGAGGAAAGACACCAUGACAGCUCAAAAUGCUGGAAUCUCAACUUUGUACAGGAAUUCUUAUGGUGCACCUGCUGAAGAUAUCAAACACAACCAGGUUUCAACACAGCCAGUUCCACAGGAGCCCAGUAGAAAAGAUUAUGAACCAUACCAGCCGUUUCAGAAUUCGACAAGAAACUAUGAUGAGUCCUUCUUUGAGGAUCAAGUGCAUCAUCGCCCACCUGCAAGCGAAUACAACAUGCAUCUGGGACUAAAAUCAACUGGCAACUAUGUCGACUUCUAUUCAGCUGCUCGUCCCUAUAGUGAACUUAACUAUGAAACAAGCCACUAUCCAGCUUCUCCAGAUUCCUGGGUUUGAGGCUUGGGCAAGACAGAAAAGCUCCAGGAACUGUGCAUGUGCAUGCAUACCACGAGACAUUAUUUUCCUGCAAAUUUAGUUUGUUAAAGCCUGUUCCAUAGGAAGGCCCUGAUAAUCAGUAUGGAAAAUUUAAGAUAUUUUAGAAGGCUAAAAGAAAUGAAAGUUAAACAUGGAAGUCAUUAGAAAGAGAUAUAUAUAUAUAUAUUACAGUGUGGGACAACUUUACUGUUGGCCUAUAGAGUCUAAAACAAUGGUGCUGUACACUGAAUGUGGCCGAAGGAAGGAGGGUGAAUAUGACAGUGGAUGUGGGUCAAGAGUUAAGCACAAGACACUAAGCAGUUUACAUACUUUAUGGGGAACAGCUUCUCACACUUUGUUUAAUAUCCUUAUUCAUUGUGAAUUUAGGCUUCAAGUUGCAUUUGGGGUUUCCUCUGUACAGCAAGAUGUUUCUUGCCUUUUGUUAAUGCAUUGUUGUAAAGUAUUUGAUGUACAUUACAGAUAAAAAAAAACCCAAGUGCAUUGUGUAUAUUACACCAAUGCCACAGUGUUUCUUCAUCUAUGGUUCUAAAUAUUGCUUCAAUUUCAAAAUUUUGAAAGAUGUAUGAAUUUCCAGUUUUUUUUGUUUUCUUUUCCCCAGUGCGUUUUAACAACAACAACAAAAAGGAAUAUUUAGCAGUAUUGUUCGUUCUGAUAUGUGAAUUUGUUUGUGGCAACUAAAAAAAAAAAGGCAUUCAGCAGUUUCUGACAAUUAACAUUCAUCAUUCCACACUCCUUGUCAACAAAGUGCUUUUUCACUGCCUAAAAUUUUAGAUGUAGAUAUUUGAAAUAGAUUUUUCAUUUAUACCAGUUUUCUUUAUGAUGAUACAGUGUUAAAAGAAAAUAAAUUACAAUUGAUCUGUCAUCCAUAUUUGCUAAGAAUGUCUAUUUCCAAGCACCUAUCAUAAAAAUACACAUUCUUGCUUGUGAGUGUCCAUGUAUGCAUAAUAUUCUCUUUGUGUGUGUGUGUGUGUGUGUGUGAGAAAGAGAGAGAGAGCAAAAUAAGAGUUAUUUUCAUCUGCUGUUCUCUUUGUUCAAGCUUAAAUUUUUUUACAGUGGAAACUCCAGUAUGUAUUUUUCCUCACCCACUAUUGUUAGUGAGUCAAAAUAUUAGGACAGUUCCAAGUGGAAUUAUAAGGUUUUAACCCAUUCCUUCAUUCUUAGAUGCUAUUCCCUUCAAGAUCCCAUCCCUCAACAUUCUUACCAUGAAGACAAAGCUCAGCCUAGUCUGUAUUGCCACCCCAGGACUAGCAAGUGCUACAGGCAGAAGCAGUGUAAUCUCUUCAUGUUCCUGAGGGAGAGAGAACAUCAAACCACAACAGGCUGACACAAUCGGUUCUUAAAUCUGGACAAGGACCCAGCACUGAGAUACUGGCACAGUUGUUUUUCUUUUAAUCAUAUCAAAAAUAUUCCUUAGAUAUAAAAACCAUUGACCAUUUCUGUACAUUUAAAAAAAAAUGAAACCGAUAAGACCUAGAAUGAGCUUUUUUAUUUAUUUUUUUUCCCAAAAUGUGGAGCAGUGAACGGAGAUACUUUUAUCUUCAUCCAUCUACAGCUUGGAAGUAAAAAAUUUGAAUCCACAAUAUAUAGUAUUCAUAUCAUUCAGCUAAGUGCAAUGCACAGUCUUGACACAACUAGAUCCAAUACAAAUGAAAUAUUUGUAAAUUAGUGAAGCUUCAGCAUAUAGUUUGUUUUAGGGAUACAAACAUUUAUGUGAUUACUCAUUGUAAUAGUCCCAGCAUUGCCUGAAUUAUACCCCAGAGGCUGGAAAAACUUUCUCAAAUCCUUAUCUGUAUUACAGAGCAAAAACAGUACAGGUCACUGGGGCAAGUGUUGUGAUGUAGACAUGGUUUAUCAGUAAUCUAGCACUGUAGUUGAAUCUUUCUGGAAAACCUUCCCAGUGUAUGAUAAGUAACCUUAGCUCUUCUUUGUAGUAAACAGGAAAAAUUGCAUGAAAAAAAAAGGAGGGAGUGGCACCAUAUGCCAAAUGUAUAUUGAGGUAGAUACAAAUAUUAUUCAUAAUUUUGGACACAGGCUGUUUAUAUUUUCUUUAUUAAGUUGAUGUUAAAAAGAUAAGUGACAUUUGCAGCACUCUUUUGAACAAAGCACAUUUUCAGUAUAAAGAAAAUUAAAAAAAAAAAAAAAGCAACAUCACUCGUGACUUGACGUUCACCCUGAUUGACUAUGCCCAUCAGACUCAUGCAUUUCUCCUGUUACAGGCGUGCACAUAGGCCUAAGGGACUUUGGAUUCUAUAUAAUGCAGAAAGUUGUAAGUUUUGUUUAUGUAAAUUCUCUGAGCAGGUAAAAUGCCCAUGUUGUCUCCUCUAGGUUCUCUUAACCAUGAGGCGAAACGAAAUGCUGACCAUUUGUCAAGUGAAAGAUAUUGGAUUAAAGGCACAAAAUGGCAUGAAACUCUUUCUGUCUAUGUUCCUCCCCUCACCCCUUUUAUUCCAUUCUUCUCCAGAGGCAAGUACUCAGAAUAGUGACUUUCUUUCUUGCUGUAUUGAGUCUUGGGAAGGUGCUGAAUUUCCUGGCUUCUUUCCAGCCCUGGCAAUGCAGUGCCAUCUCCCAUGCCAGGCAGGAUAUGUAAGAUUUUCUCUUUUUAAUAUUGAGGGAAAUAUGACCACCUAUUGCUGCUCCCUUCAGCCUUGUAACAUACCACAAAAUACAGAGAGCGAGAAAUGUUCCAAAAAUGUAUAAACUGCAUUUGAUGUACUGUACAAUGUUGGACUUUUUUAAACAAGCUUCUUAUUAGAAUCUUGAUUAGCUGUGUAGAUCUAUAUAAAUCUCAAUGUUUUAUUAAAAUGUUGUUUAUGGUCUGGAAGGAAUGGUUAACCUAUCUCAAUACUAACAAAAUUGCACUACCAUGAGCAAUACUGAUUGGUGGUGGGGGGGAGAAAUUGAAUAUGGAUCCAAUAUUUAAAGGAUGAACUAUGAUUUAAAAUACUAUAUUAACACAGAAAUAC